AUGGUUCUUACAAAGGAAAACAAUGAACUUUUUUUGCAGUUUUUGCUCGAAAAGUGUGAACCGGGAAAGCUAUUGAGAGCGAAGCUGAAAGCUGACGAGAUUCUUCCAAGUGGUGAAAAACGGGAAGUGUUUCCAUCUGAAUGGUACGAACUGGAAGAAGGAAGCACCUCCGAAAAGCAGCUCGUUAGGAAAGCAGACUGUAUAGGAGAGGACAACAGCGAAAAUGAGAUAACACUGCAGUGUGAAGUUUGCAUGCGAUGCAUUGUUCACGACGAGCUGCCCACGGCAGACACAGCAGAACACCAGUCUGAUGUUGCGAGGGCUGUAGGUGAGAUGUACAGUGAAGAAGUCCACACAGACUUCGAGCUGCACACAGAAGGCUCGGUUCUGAAGGCACACAAGUCACUACUGUCUGUACGGAGCCCUUACUUCGCUGCCCUGCUGCAGCCUCACACGAAGGAAGCAAAGGAAGGCUUUGUGAAGAUCACCGAUCUGAAGACCGAAGCACUGAAGCAGGUUCUGCUGUUUAUGUACACGGGUGUGGCGCCUGCUCUCAAGGACAUGCCGUGGGACUUGCUGAUAGCUGCUGACAAAUUCCAGCUCCAGCAGCUGAAGCGACAGUGCGAGGCCCACAUCGCCAGCCACUUGGAUGUGGACAACGCCGCAGAAACUGCAGCCAACGCCUUGCUGUUCUCCUGCGACGUGCUGUGGGACCGUGCGGUGUUUUUCAUCAGAAGCAAUCUCUACCAGGUGAUGCGCACUCCUGGCUGGGCUUUGGUUAUAACUGCUCAUCCUGAAGCCAUACAGCGUCUCAGUGAGCUGAUGGGGUGA
Schistocerca piceifrons (Central American locust) is the source of this 831-nucleotide messenger RNA. RefSeq names its product speckle-type POZ protein-like. Gene Ontology annotation, cellular component: nucleus; cytoplasm. Bases 1 to 831 code for a protein of 276 amino acids. The record is from RefSeq and is a predicted model, not a curated record. Gene Ontology annotation, biological process: regulation of proteolysis; proteasome-mediated ubiquitin-dependent protein catabolic process. The transcript has a single exon. Lineage: Eukaryota; Metazoa; Arthropoda; Insecta; Orthoptera; Acrididae. Gene Ontology annotation, molecular function: ubiquitin protein ligase binding.